Penaeus monodon (black tiger shrimp) is the source of this 2640-nucleotide messenger RNA. RefSeq names its product beta-1,4-galactosyltransferase galt-1-like. The record is from RefSeq and is a predicted model, not a curated record. The coding region runs from base 923 to 2104 and encodes 393 amino acids. The transcript has 9 exons. NCBI's taxonomy places the organism in Eukaryota, Metazoa, Arthropoda, Malacostraca, Decapoda, Penaeidae.
GUAAGCAUGAGCAGUGUCACAAUGGGGGAGGGGGAGAGGGGUAAGUGACGGGCACAGGGGGCGGGGCAAGUGUGGGAAGACCCGUAUCCGAGUGCCACUAAACUAAGCGCGAGCAGUGUUUGCUGUGCCACCGCCGCGGCAGGACGGACGCGCUAGCUCGUCCGCCACUUCGUUCUCUGGUGCUUCACAUACAUUCCGUCUUGGCCAAACUACCCUUCGUCAACAAUAUACCUUAUAUCUUUAAAAAAACAACAACAAUAAUGACACCAACAGCAACAAUCCCGAGACGUUACGAACAACAAUUUCUCUCUAUUUACCAAUAAGUAAAUCUUACGUGGUUUCCCCACCUACCCACCCUCCCCCUAUACCCACGGAAGUAUCCUCGAUGUGUACAAACAAAAACAUUACCCAUAUGGCAACCCACGUGUUUCCAAAUACAUAGGUCAUCAUUAUCAAUCACUAGCUGUCCCUCUCCCCCCUCCCCCCCCCCCAUCCCACAAAGCGACCUCUGAAGAGAGUCUCCGAUAUUGUCCCAUAUAUCACGCACAAGAGACAAACAAAAUAUGUUCCGUAAAUAAGCAGACGGGGAGAUAAUGCAGAUAUCUAUCUAACCAACCGUUGCCAAGGAUUCCCGUACAUCAGAAACCAUGAAUAUCUGCAUGAGGUGGUUGUGGCGGUUGUGGCUCAGGUCGAGUUUCACCAAAUUCCUCCCUUUCUUGUGGUGACGGUUGUCUGCGUGCAUCAGAUCCUCACCAACGACCCAUGGCUUCAAGCGAGGGGCAGGAGCGACGAACUGGUCCAGGAGGUGGAGACUCAGAGCGAGGAAUCCCAGGGCACCUUCGCCGCCGCCGUCGUUGCCUCGACUCGGGCCUCCGACGGUCUUCCCCGUCAGGAGCCAUCUCUUGCUUCUUCGAGUGACUGGAUGGAGGUCGCGGGAUCACCCAGGGAAGCGUUCGUGUAUUCCGCCUACCUCGAUCGCCGUGGACCCUUGAGCGUCAUCCGUGUUAUGGCCAUAAUCAUGAGAAGGAAAAAGGUGAACGAAUGCCAGGUGUGGAGCCAUAACAGCACCCAGCGCUUCCCGGCCAAAACGCGAGUAAUCCACGAAAACUGGAGUCUGCCUUAUACAGCAGCUUUUAUCCUCUGCGAAAUCCCUACCACCCUCGAGCCUACUCAUGCGAUGCCAGUCCUCAACGGCGAGGUCGAUAGAACUUCUAGUUUGUCUGUCAGGGUGUUCCCCAAAGGACCCCCAGUUGGGAACUUGAGUGUGUGCGUUAAACCCUUCCACUAUGAAUUCAAUAGAGCUGUGUGGUUGGUGGAGUUCAUCGAGUUCUAUCGGCUGCUCGGAACCGACCAGUUCAUAUUCUAUAACCACACGGUGGGCCCCGACGUGCAGGAGGUCCUCACCUUCUACCAGAACCUUGGGGUAGUUACAGUCCUCCCUUGGGCGCUGCCGGUCACGUCCCAAAAACAGAUUAGGACAGAGGGGAUCUUCACGGCCCUAAAUGACUGUAAUCUCAGAUCGGUUGGUCGCUAUUCCCUCGCAGCCAUGGUGGACGUCGAUGAAUUUUUGGUGCCCAGGAAGCACAAUAGUCUGCCCGAAGUGGUACAGUCACUUGGGGAAUAUGAUGCUUAUAUCUUCCAAAAUGUGUUCUUUUACCUAUAUUGGGAGAACGACACGGCGGUGCACGACGCGCUCUACGGCCGCGAAGACGCCCUCGGGCCGAGCCUGUUUGGCGAAGAGGCCCUCGUGCCCUACCUCCUGACAGCGUACAAGACGCGACGGCUUACCACGCCCCACAAACCCGGCCAGCGGUCUAAGUAUAUCGUCCGGCCGGAACGCGUCGUGGAGGUCGGCAACCACGUCGUCUGGGAGCAUGUGGGUGCUAAGAAGGUGAAGAAUGUCCCCACGGACCUCGGCCUUUCCCACCACUACAGGAUCUGUGAGUUUGGAGGAUUCGACUGUCUCAAGCAACCAAAUCAGGUGGACCGAAAGGCACAUGAGUGGCUCCUCCCCCUGGCAAAAAGAGUGGCAUCCUCGUGCUCCAAAAUUUUCCCUUCGCUCGGCAGGUGUCCUGCGGCUCCUCCACUCGGCUCCCCUUGGUGAAGAUUUGCAGGACACUUCUUCAAACUCCACACACUCAUUUGUACACGCUUUCGAGGCAUCCUUUUGUACACUCCUCUGUACACUUGUCAACUUCCCACGUGUCACUGCUGGUUGACCUUAGUGUAGCUGGAUCUUGUGAUACAACCCCAGUGCCUGUAAAUCCAGCGGGAUUGCAUCUGCGUAAAAUACCUGUCUUCAAAAAACAAUAUCAUUGUCUUGUGAUAAGAUAGUUAAAAAGCUUGCUUAUAAUAAAGCAUAUCAGCUUGAUAUCCUAUACCGAGGCCGUGCGAUAAUGCGUUAGUCUUUAAGUACAACUCAGUGCCUUCUGUGGUAGUGCCUUCGAAUAUCAUGUGAUACAUGAUGAGAAAAGUUACAUAUAAUAUAUGUGCUUCUGAGACAUUUUAUAUUUUCCAGAAAGUCCUGCACAUGAUUGUGUGCAUGCGAGAUGAAUACUGGCUUUUAUGAGAGUAUAUGGAUGUACAUAUUUAUAGAUUUACAGUUAAUGUAUGAAUAUAUACAUGUAUGAGUAUGUGCAC